Messenger RNA from Periophthalmus magnuspinnatus, 1725 nucleotides. RefSeq names its product solute carrier family 22 member 13b (gene slc22a13b). Bases 44 to 1648 code for a protein of 534 amino acids. The transcript is spliced from 10 exons. Gene Ontology annotation, cellular component: membrane. Gene Ontology annotation, molecular function: transmembrane transporter activity. The record is from RefSeq and is a predicted model, not a curated record. Gene Ontology annotation, biological process: transmembrane transport. Lineage: Eukaryota; Metazoa; Chordata; Actinopteri; Gobiiformes; Gobiidae.
CCAAAGAUUGGCAUGGCUGUGCUGACCUGCUCAGAGUGCUCUCAUGAUGAGUGACUUCAGGGACAUUCUGAGGGAGAUCGGGGAGUUUGGCCUCUUCCAGAAGAGGCUGGUGGCGGCGCUGUGUCUGCCCUCUCUGUUCACAGCCUUCGAUGUGAUCGGGCAGGUCUUUGUGGGCCUCUCGUUCCCACAUCACUGUAAUACGGACUGGAUCCUAGAGAUUGGGCCCAACCUGACACAAGCCACACAGUUAAAUCUAACUUUGCCUGUGGACAAAGAUGGCCAGUAUGAAAGCUGUCUUAUGUUUAAACCUGUUGCAUUGGAUUUGGAAACUAUUGAGGCUUAUGGACUCAAUGACACAACAGGCUGUGAAAAUGGAUCUGUUUUUGAGACUGUCAAAGGAGCCUCCAGCCUCGUAUCAGAGUUUGACCUGAUAUGUGACAGGAGUAGUUUAAUUGAAACUUCUCAGUCUAUCUACAUGCUGGGACUGCUGAUCGGAGCCCUGGUUUUGGGACUCAUGGCUGACAGGUUUGGUCGCCGCUUUGUGAUCCUGCUCUCUCUCUUCCUCCUGAUGACUUUUGGAGUUGCUUUGGCCUUCUCUCCCAACAUUUAUGUUUACAUAGCUUUAAAGUUCAUCAGUGGCUUUUCAGUGUCAGGAAUCCUUGCUAACAUCUUUGUGAUAGGUGGUGAGUGGAGUGAUGCCUCAAAGUUUGCUCUGUGCACCAUCGCCUGUCACUCUUUCUUCCCUCUGGGCCUGAUGAUACUGUCUGGUUUGGCUUUUUUGAUUCGCAACUGGAGAAUUUUACAGCUUGUCUUGUUUGCCCCUCUUCUACCCGUGUUUUUACUGUUUUACUGGAUCAUCCCAGAGUCAGCACGCUGGCUCAUCACUCAGGGAAAGAAAGAGCAGGCCAUAAGAGAGAUCCGUAAAGCAGCAAAAGUGAAUAAGAGGAAGGUCCCUGAAGAACUAUUGGAAAAGCUGAGUGCAGAGGCUCCAGGAAAAAGAAAUAACAUGCUGGACCUCUUUAAAAUCCCCUAUCUCAGGAAACGUGCUCUCAUUAUGAGUUUUAUCUGGUUUGCUACCAGUCUGAUGUACUAUGGGAUCAGCCUGAAUGUGGGCGGCUUCGGCCUGGACAUCUACCUCACACAGUUCAUCUUUGGGCUGGUGGAGCUCCCAGCCCGACUCGGCUCUUUACCACUGCUGCAGAGAUUUGGACGUCGAAUAUGUCAAAUAGUGGUGCUCGUAUUGGGAGGGGCUGCAUGUUUGGUGAUUAUUGCCAUACCUAAAGAUCUCCCUGUCGUGACCACAGUCAUCGCUGUACUAGGGAAAUUUGCUGCUACUGCAUGUUUCUCCACUGUGUAUAUCUAUGCUGCUGAGCUCUACCCUACAGUACUUAGGCAGAAUGGUGUAGGCCUAAAUGCCAUGUCUGCUCGAGUGGCAGGCAUCCUGGCUCCUCUGAUUCGACUUCUGGACCAGUACCAGUUCUUCCUGCCCAUGUUGAUAUACGGCACUGUGCCUAUCCUCGCGGGGGCACUGUGUCUGAUGCUGCCUGAGACGCUCAAUGUGGAACUCCAGGACCACACGGAGACGCUAACACCAGAUAAGAAGACUGAUCUGAAGAACAAAGAGAGUUCAAAGAGUACAAAAAUGUAGUCUAAACAACGCUAAAAUGUAGUGAUCUGUGCCAUGUUUGUGUAUUAAUAAUGAACUUUUGCAAUUUUUAUGAAGAC